AUGGGCGGCGCUGACGAUGACAUCCCCAUCCCGGACAUCCCGGUUCACGUCUAUGUGAUCAUCGGCUGCGUGGCCGUCUCGCUAGCCUUGUCGCAGAUACUCGGGCUGUGGCUGACGGGGUUUAAGGAGCCGACUCCGACGGGGCCGGUGUAUGUUAGGACGACUAGGACGCUGCAUGAUAAGCCGAGUGAGUCGACGCUUGUGGGUGUGGGGGAUGCUGUGACAGGGGCGCUGUCGAUGGAUGCUACGGGAAGAGAGUCUGGGGAGGUUGGGGAGUCGGUGGAGGGGAAGAAGGUUGGGGAGGUUGGGGAGUCGGUGGAGGGGAAGAAGGUUGGGGAGGUGGAGAAAAUCAAAGAGGAAGGGGAUAUCAAGGAAGAUAACAAAGAGACAGAGGAUAUCAAGGAGGAUAACGAGAGUGGGGAGAUCAGGGAGCCGGAUGGGAUCAAGGAGAAGCCUGAGGUGUAG
Molecule: messenger RNA, 465 nt
Organism: Podospora anserina S mat+
Lineage: Eukaryota; Fungi; Ascomycota; Sordariomycetes; Sordariales; Podosporaceae
Exons: 1
Coding region: 1-465 (154 amino acids)
Source: RefSeq, a predicted model, not a curated record